Messenger RNA from Globicephala melas (long-finned pilot whale), 6358 nucleotides. The record is from RefSeq and is a predicted model, not a curated record. Lineage: Eukaryota; Metazoa; Chordata; Mammalia; Artiodactyla; Delphinidae.
AUGAGGGAAAGCUUUGCUAUCUCUUCCUCUUCUUAUGAGGGCACUAAUCUCUGUAUUGUAUCUCACAGCUUCUACCUGCAUAUUCGACUGUUUCUGGCAACACUGAACACAUCCACUGCUGAAGGAAUAGCACACUGCAGCCAGCAUCUGGCCCUGGGCGUCUGCUGCCCUGGGGUCAAGAGUUCUGGGACACAUGGUUCUGGAGUUCAGGAUUCUGGAGUCCAUGUUCCUCUGCACAGGGUCCGAGGAGGUUCUGUAUCGUUUAACGUGACCAGGAAGCAAGAAGCUCACCUGGAGGAGGUCACAUGGGGCUUUGGCCCUGACUCAAAUUACAGAGUCCUGCUGCGAGUCGGUGCUGAAGCAGACGCUCCCACUUGGGUCAGCCUCCAGGACAAGUAUCAGCAGAGGGUCCAUGUGCCCAGCAUCUUGUCCCUGAAGAUUGAGAACCUGACCUCUGAGGACAGUGGACUGUACCGGGCUCGAGCCAGCUUCACUGGAGGAAUAGAACGUAACCAAGUUUUCCCCCUUACCGUCUAUGAGCCGGUGCCCCUUCCCCAGAUCCUGUUCAAGUUACUGUCCAUCACACCAGGCUGGUGCAAUGUCACCCUGGAGUGCAGAGCCUCAGGGGCCACAGAGGACCUGACGGUGACCUGGCAGAGCAAGGGCCUCCCCAGGGAGCUGGAGCAGAGCGUGACACUGGGACCAGCCCCCAACUCCUGGACCCUGCCUGUGAACCUGCCCCUGAGGCAGCCCAGUGCCAGCUUCACCUGUGUGGUCAGCAACCAGGUGGACCAGAAAACUGCCACCUUAGACCUUGGGGAAGUCUGUGUCCAUGAUUCACAAGGACAGGUCAUUGCUGACCCCCUGCCAGGCAUCCUAGGGGCUGCCGUGGCUGUGCUGUUGAUCCUUGGAGGAGGACUGUACCUUUGGAAGACACGUGGGAAGAAGAAGAAAAUGGAGACUGGAAGAGGUACAGAAUUGCAGGAGGACCACAGGGACAAUGAUAGUGGCAUCCAGUACGCAGAGCUGAGCCAGCAGGAGUCUCGAAAGGGCACACGCAAGGGUAUUGGUGAGCGACAUUUAGAAGAAAAGGAGCCUGUUAAUACUGUCUACAGUGAGGUCCAUAAGUCAGAAAGUGAAGCCAUGAAGAUAAUUUAAUUGGAGGAGGUAGGAGAACUGGAACUCCUAGGGCACCUCCACUCGGAGCUUGAUCCUUGCAGACACCUGCAUCUCUCAGCCCUGGUCCAGCUCCAGCUGCCCUGGUCUGUGUUACUUCGACCCUCCUGCCCUCAACUCCCUGGGCAUACAUGGCCUUGUCGUAUCCCCUGUCACCUCUCCAAGCUGCCUUCCCACUCAGGAUUCUCACCCUGCAAGAUGAGGGCUCUUUUUCCAUCAUUAACUCAUAUCCUGACCACUCGCCUCCUGAAGCUUCCCAAAGAGAACCUUCCUGCACAUGAUAAUUCCCACAGCCUCUGCUGUGUGGCUGGUAUAUGUCUUUCUGAGAACACAGCCCAGGCAUGGGGACUGCGUAGAAGAUAUUGACCACGCCGCAGAGGAAGGGGUUAGGACCUUGAUGCUGGAAACUGAGUUGGGGGUCCGUGGAGGCAGCAUGGGUAGGUGGGAUCCCACAGAGGGCUGGCCUGAGGCUUCCUUUGCACCCUGUAUAGGGCAAAAGGUUUGUGUCGAGCGGUGUGUUUGUGUGUGUGUCUGUGUGUAUGUUGGGGGAGUAUCCAGUGUAUAUUAUACAUUGGGCCACAGCCCUUUUCUCUGACCACUAGUACUAACCUCAGCUUCAGCUCGUAGACCUCAAAUCCACCUCUUGCAGAGUGGGAAAAGGAAUUUGUAUUGUUUCUGGACCUUCUGAGACUUCUGUUUCUCAGAGAGGGACCCAAGUUGGGACUUGUGUUCUUAGGAAAGCAGCCUCAGCCCUUCCUUGUCUGGGGUAGGGGAACUUGGUCAUUAGAAUGGAAGUGCAGUGUGCCUCUCCCACCUCCCCUUGAUGAGGCUGCUAUGAGGGGUGAGGGGUGAGGCUUGUAGGAAGGUCUGAGCCAACCCUCUCCUGCCUCCUCUACUGACCCUCAGCACCCCACGGCCCCGCUGGCCUCAGAUCCUAGGUCAGCCUCCUCUUUGCUCACUCACAUCCCUCUGCCUGAAAUGGCGGCUCCCUUUCCCUAUCCCUUCCUCCCAUCCCUGUGUGUUGGAAUCCUACCAUUCCAGCCCAAAACCCCCUUCCAAGUCACAUGUUCUACAUGUUCCCAUAGGUUUGAAAAUAGUCUCUUCUCCCACAUCUGUCCUUUUCAGACAACUUGGACAUAAUCAAGGCCCCUGCCGUAGGUUUGCUUUGGGUUGGUCAUGAGUCUUCCCUGCUAGCCUCACCUGGGGCUCCCUCAGGAGGGCGUUGGAGCUUUAGGGGGCCGGUGCCAAGGAGACAAGCACCUCUCUCUGUGAAGUGUCUGAGCUACCCUUACUCCCAACUCCCACAGAGAGUUGGGAGCAGACAAGACCCAGAGCACAGAGGCUGCUGAAGUCUUUCUGGUAGUGACUCCACAAGGAAGCAAAGAGGACAUGAUGAACUCCAAUGACACUGCCUGGUUUCCCCAACCCACAUCCAGCUUCACGUUGCCUGAGGACCUAAUGUAGCCUGCACUGUAUUGUGGGAAGCUUCUCCUCUCUCUGGGGGUCCUCACCUCCUCAAAGCCUCCGCCUUCUGCCUUGAGUCCCAGCUCUUGAAUCAGAAAUGGACUCACUCUGAUACUAUGAUCUGUGGUUCUUUGUCUGCUGGCCUAGAUUCCUGGGUCUCUUGGUUCCCCUCCCAGCUCAGCAAGCUCAGCUGCUUCACUUCUGACCUCAGAAAGCCAAGUUCUGGGCUAAAGGACUGAACGUUAUGCUAGGAUCCCGCUAGAUGGUGCAUGAAUAAGAGAGGAGCAGAGUUUCCAUAAUAAGGCUCUUUCUAACCUCUUUCUGCUCAGGCUGAACAGAAGGCUGAGAAGGAAAAAGAUGACAUCUCUCACUGGCAUCCCAGGUGACCAGUCAUGGCUGGGUAUCAGUGCCCAUCAGUCCAGAAGCACUGUAAGAUGUGACCACCCAUUGACCCCUCCCCCCCACCUAAAGCAGAAGAGGAAAAAAAAUGAAAGAGGAAGGGAACUUGACUUUCCAAGUCUAUCAUGAACCAGGUUUUGUCCCAGGCAUUUUAUAAAGAUCAUUUCUUCUUACUCUUAUAAGAACUCUCUAGGGUAGGUAUUACUUAUCCCCAUUUUGCAGGACAAGUAACCAAUGUCCCAAAAUAGUUGGUGGCAGAGCAAAGCCUUAAAUCCAACACUGGACAAUUCCAGCAUUCAUAUCUUAUCCUUUGCCACAUGGUCACUGAAGACCUCGUAAUCCUGGAAUAUUCGGAGGAGAAUAUCCUCCAUUUGUUCCUCUUCCAAUGAUCCCGGUCUUCUGACUCAGGUGCCCCAACUUGGAAUGAGUUCAUCCUGAUGAUGGAUGGAGCAGUUGGUGGUUGAAAGAGAAACUGUCCCUUAAGUGGACAGUGGGGUAGGAGAUAUGGGUGGGAGACAUGGACUGAGAGACCCUGCCCUCUGGCUCAGAUGAGACAUUCAAAGCAGAGAUGCUUUGGGGCUUCCCUGGUGGCACAGUGGUUGAGAGUCCACCUGCAGAUGCAGGGGACACGGGUUCGUGCCCCGGUCCAGAAGGAUCCCACAUGCUGCAGAGCAACUGGGUCUGUGAGCCAUGGCCACUGAGCCUGCACGUCCGGAAACUGUGCUCCGCAACGGAAGAGGCCACAACAGUGAGAGGCCAGCGUAUUGCAAAAAAAAAAAAAAAAAAGCAGAGAUGCUUCUUCCUCUUGGGUCUUGUGGGAGUUACUUCCUCUCAUUCAAUGUGUAUUGUGGAUUUCAGCAUCCCUAUUCUCAAGCCAACUUCCUUUUCCAUUGUUAUUCAUAACUUCAUUCAACAAUUAUGUGAGGCAGAUAUCCUCAAUGUACAAAGGGAAAAUUAAAAUCCAGAGAUGUUAAGUACCCUACAGAAGUUCUCCCAAGUGUAAGUGAUGUAGGCAUAUCAGGGGAUAAUAAUUUCACACACUGUGAUUCCUUUCUCUCUAUCAUCCCAGACAUCCAACAAGUUACCGUCUUCCAUUGGGUUAUCCUUCAUAAAGCUUCUUGUACUCCAUUCUCCUCUUAUUCUUUCAUUCCCAUCUUACACCUGCAGCUGCACCAUUUUUACAUUUCCACCAGCAAUGUAUGAGAAUUUCUCCACAUCAUCUCCAACUCUUGUUAUUUUUUGAUUGUUGCCAUCCUAGUGCUGGUGAAGUGGUAUCUCAUUGUGGUUAUGAAUUGCAUGUCUCAAAUGAUUCAUGAUGAACAUGUUUUCAUGAGCAUAUUGACCAUUUGUAUACUUUAUUUGAAGAAAUUUCUUUCUCUCUUGAAUUGUCUCUUGUCAUCCAUUGCCCCUACCUCUUUGUUGAGUCUGCUUUUGUCCAGUCACCAGGGAACUUCAUGUUGUUAAAUCCAGUGGUCAAUUCUCAAUCCUCAUUUCCCAUAACUUCUCAGCCGCAGUGGACCUAUAUUUUCUGGAAACACUGUUUUCACUUUGCAUUCAUUAUUCACAUUAUUUUCCUCCUACUGGGUGGUUGCUCCUUAAUUUCCUUUAUCAGUAUCUUUCCAAUAUCUCCAACUUCUAAAUUUUGGAAUAACCCAGGGUUCAUACCCAGACCACCCAGACCACAUCUCUUCACUGUCUACACUCAUUUCUUUUUGAUGUUAUGGCCAUGCAGUAAUCCCAUGACUACAUGACCUUAUGUGGCAAAAGGGACUUAAAGAUAUGAUCCCUCCCCUGGACUCCACAUUGUAAAUAUCCAACUGUUUACUUGACAUCUCCACUUGCGUGUAUAACAAGCAUCUCCAUCUUGACAUAUCUAAAUUCAAACUCCCCAAACAUGCUUCCUAUACAAUUUCUGAUCCCUCCAAAUGUCACCUCAAUCCUUCCAUUUUUUCUGGCCACAAAACCUUGGUGUCAUCCUUGACUUCAUUAUUUUUCUCACACCCCACCUUCUAUCUCUCUUAGAAAAUACUGAUAUCUUUUCAUUCUAUAUAUAUUCAAAUACUUAUUUUCAUAUACCUAUAUGAAAAAAUUAUACUUAUAAUGAAAUACUUCUCACCACCUCCCUAGUCCAAUAGGGUCAUCAUUUCUCACCUGGAUUACUGCAGUAGCCUCCGAGUCUCCUACUUUUGUCUUUAAUCCUUUAAUGUCUAUUUUCAUAAUAUCACCCAGAUUUAUCUUUUCAGAACUUAAGUUGCGUCACAUUACUCGUUAGCUCAGAACUACCCCAUGGGCCCACUUUAUCUGGAAGGCCCUGUAUCAGCUGACCUCAUCUCCCAUGCUCCCCUCCUUCCUAAUCCCCUCUAGGACACUGGGCUCCCUGCCAUUCCUUCAAUACUACAUGCAUGCUCCUUCCUCAAGGCCUUUGCUCUCUAGAAUUCUCUCCCUCUAGAUAUCCACAUGUCUCAUCCCCUCACCUCCUUCAGGUCUCUGUACAGAUGUUAACUCUUCAGUAAGACCCACCCUGACCUCCCUAUAUAAAACCGCAAACACUUCCUGGUGCUCUCCUCUCUCCUCCAUGGUCUAUUUUUCUCCAUAGUACUUUCACAAGGCUGUGUGACAGGGUACAUUUAUUCUGGGCUGUAGUUUAAAGACAGGUGGGUAUUGAGGCCUCAAAGUAUAAACUGCAGUCCUAUUAUGCAAAUACCAUUAUUAUUCCCAGGAAACUGCAACACUGAUAAAUUAAUGAACUUACUCAAGGUCACAUAACUAAUAGGUGGCAGAGCUGGAAUUGAAAUCUUGGAGUUGGAUUCUAAAGUUCUUGACCACUGUAUACCAAUUAAAUAAAGUAUACUCUCUCCACAUGAGGGAAUACUAUUUAUGUAAUAAGGAGAAUAAGUUACAAAUUACAUCUUUAUAUAUUUGAAUGGAAAGUUGCCCAUGAAAUAUUAAAUGAGUUAUGGAACAUGCAUAGUGUUAUCCUAUAUUGUAAAUAUAUAUAAAUAUGUUUAUGUGGGCAUAAAAUAGUCUAAAAGCUAGUAGGUUAAGAAGUUAACAAUGGUUAUCUUCUGCGGUCUCUUUUUCUGUAUCAUCAGUUUCUUUAUAACACUAAUCAAAAAAAUUACCUAUUAAAAAUUUUUAGCAGGACAGUGACAUGAUCAGAGCUGUGCUUCAGAUAGAUAAAGCCACAUAUACACCAACAGGAAGUUUAUCAUCUAAACAAGUUAACGUACUUAUGCUUAUUUUUCACUUUCUUUUGUAUUGAUUGAUGCCUUCAGGAUCUUUAUUGAAAUAACCCCAAAUAUGUGUAGAUCUGUCUAUA